GUAUAUCGUUAAACUAAAUGAAAUAACAUUGUAAAGUAAAAUAUUUUUUCUCAUAUUUAAACCAAAAAUAAUAAUUCAAAAUGAUGGAAUACGAGUACGAGAUCGACCCCAGGGGUCUUCAAGGCAAGCCAGGAUCAGUGACUCUAAGGAAAGACAAACAGAAUCUAAUUGGAAUAAGUAUUGGUGGUGGUGCUCCUUUAUGUCCUUGCUUAUACGUCGUACAGGUCUUUGAUAAUACUCCAGCAGCUAAAGAUGGAGUUUUGCAAGCUGGAGAUGAAAUUGUAGGAGUAAAUGGGAAGUCUUUACGAGGAAAGACUAAAGUUGACGUGGCUCGAGCGAUCCAAGCUGUGAAAGAGGAAGUUUGUAUAAAUUAUGUCAAACUUCAUGCUGACCCAAAAGAAGGCAAAAGUCUUGAUAUCAUAAUGAAGAAAAUGAAGCAUCGCAUGGUAGAAGGCAUGAGUUCUUCAACGGCUGAUGCUCUUGGACUUAGCAGGGCUAUUCUUUGUAAUGAUGGGCUAGUCAAAAAGCUUGAUGAAUUAGAACAGAACUCAAAUGUCUACAAAGGUUUAGUGGAUCAUGUUCGGCAGUAUUUACACAGUUUUUACCAGCUUGCACAAACUAACAAAGAGCUUGGUGAUAUAUUUGCUUCUAUUGGAGUCAGAGAGCUUCAACCUAAUGCCAGUGAGGCAUUUGCUAUAUUCAGUGAUGCUCACAGAAAUUUUGAAAAACUGGGAAUGGAUUUCUUGAAAAAAGUGAAGCCAAUGCUUACAGACCUCAACACGUAUCUUUGUAAGGCCAUUCCAGACACAAGAUUAACUAUUAAGAAAUAUGCUGAUGCAAAGUUUGAAUAUCUGUCCUAUUGUCUGAAAGUAAAGGAAAUGGAUGAUGAAGAAUAUGCAUAUGCCGCACUUCAUGAAUCACUUUAUCGUGUUGAGACAGGAAACUAUGAUUACAGAGUUGUACUGAGAUGUAGACAGCUUGCAAGAGAGAGAUUUGCCAAGCUUAGACAAGAUGUUCUUAUCAAACUAGAACUGCUGGACCAAAAGCACGUUCAAGAUAUUGUGGUUCAACUUCAACGCUUCGUGUCUGCUGUCGCCGUUUAUCAUGACAGUGCGUACUCUGUACUGAAGGAUGCCAACGUGUUUCCUAUCGAGGUUGAUCUGACGCGAGGAGCCCUUGGAAGCACGCUAAAAUAAUACAUCAAAUUCCUCUAUCUUCUAUUGCCCCCGCCCCGCUCCGCUGCAGCCCUAAGUCUCACUCACUAAGCAUUCCAACAUUAAUGAUCGCGAUAAUGCUGGAUUGUUUAGAGUUUCAUGUGAGAUGAUAAGUUGCCUCUUGCCAACCAUUCAUGAUCUAGACAUAUUUAUCUCAAUUUGGGACCAUUUAAUUUAGAAGGAUUUCUUUCUUUUAGUUGGCCAGGUUUUGGAGAAUAAUGGCUUCACUUAGUAUUUAUCAUUUGAAGAAGCAUUGUUUAGUUACUCUAUUUUGCUUACUCUACCGCCGAGGGAACGGCUUUGCUCUCUUUUUUUAACUGAAUGGUCCUUGAGCGAUCAUAUCAAUUCCUGGUUUAAUAGGGAUAAGGUCAAAACAAUAAAUACCCGAUUUAAAGGGGAGAGUUGGGUUGGUACCCUACACCUCUUAAGGCGCGAUUACACAGAGCAAUUUUCUCUGCAACUUGUCUUGCAACAGCGUUGAGACACAAGUUGCAAGAGUGUUUAGACGAUGUAGCGAAGAAGCAAUCGUUGCCAAAAAUAGAUACUUGUU
Molecule: messenger RNA, 1764 nt
Organism: Actinia tenebrosa (Australian red waratah sea anemone)
Lineage: Eukaryota; Metazoa; Cnidaria; Anthozoa; Actiniaria; Actiniidae
Product: PRKCA-binding protein
Biological process (GO): positive regulation of receptor internalization; regulation of Arp2/3 complex-mediated actin nucleation; receptor clustering
Cellular component (GO): trans-Golgi network membrane
Molecular function (GO): protein kinase C binding; protein domain specific binding; phospholipid binding
Source: RefSeq, a predicted model, not a curated record